AUGACUCAAUCUACGCUCGAACGAUCCUUGGCUCCGAUGACUCAAUCUACGCUCAAACGAUCCUUGGAUUGUCCGGAUCCGGAUCCGGAUUCUCAGCGUGCCAAGGCCCCGCGUUCGACUUUGAAUCUGCGGCCAAAAAGCGGAUCUCCGUUGCUGAUGCUGUCUCUGUUGCUGGUUCCUGGCCGUAGACUCUCAUCGAAGCUCGUUAUUGUAGAUGUGUUUAGCGAGGAGAGGAUCGGACUCCCUCCUCUGGAGUCACUCAAGGGUGAGCGUUUUAAGGUUGAGGUAGCAGGAGAUAAGAAAUUCAAUGUUAGUUUAAUCGAGGAUGCUUCUAGGAUUGUUCAAGAUGUGGAAGAUCUGAGGGGUCUUUUGGUAUUGCAAGAAAGAGAUGGUCAUUACCGUGAGAUUAACACACGGGUCGGUCCUCGCUUGGAGUUACAAGGCCUACGUGAUAUGGUACUCAAAGGUUACAGCCUUUACGUCCUCACGAAACGUGACUACAUUCGACACCUGGAUUUGUCUGGAGAAGAUGGUUUCAAGGAUGUGUCCGAGAACCACAGGUUGCCAAGGUGGGAGCCAAAUCGGAGUACUAAGGAGGAGUAUGAAAGACUCAGAGCGAUUAAGGUCACCUCAAGGAGCGAUAGUAUUGUUGUGAAAACAUCAGGAGAGGUUUUGUAUGUCCAUAGCAGAUCUUACGAGACGUCGACCUUGGAAAGGCCUAGGACGUUCCGAGUGUUCAAGAGGGAUCCUAAACAGGUACACCCGAGUACCAACGACGACACGCUUGCUGAGGUAGAUUCUCUUGGUGAUGAAGCCCUGUUUCUUGAUUUGGGUAUCACCGUGAAAGUGGCUGCUGGGUAUUGA
Messenger RNA from Microthlaspi erraticum, 864 nucleotides. NCBI's taxonomy places the organism in Eukaryota, Viridiplantae, Streptophyta, Magnoliopsida, Brassicales, Brassicaceae. The record is from the annotation of a GenBank genome assembly.